This is a messenger RNA of Drosophila miranda, 747 nucleotides long. RefSeq names its product death-associated protein kinase related-like. The transcript has a single exon. NCBI's taxonomy places the organism in Eukaryota, Metazoa, Arthropoda, Insecta, Diptera, Drosophilidae. The coding region runs from base 1 to 747 and encodes 248 amino acids. The record is from RefSeq and is a predicted model, not a curated record. Gene Ontology annotation, molecular function: ATP binding; protein serine/threonine kinase activity. Gene Ontology annotation, biological process: positive regulation of apoptotic process; protein phosphorylation; intracellular signal transduction. Gene Ontology annotation, cellular component: nucleus.
AUGUUCACCGAAAAGGGAAUCUUUCCCAUAGGCGAUGGCCUUUUGGAUGUAGAUGCCGAACGCUUUAACGGAUUGCUCGUGUCGCAUGACAUCAACGAGAUCUACGAGGUGGAACAGACGCCGUUUGCCAGGGGCAAAUUCGCCGCCGUUCGCCGUGCCAUUCACAAGAACACGGGCUCCCAUUUCGCGGCAAAGUUCUUGAAGCGACGCCGACGCGCACAGAGCAGCGACAAGGAGAUCAAACACGAGAUCGCCGUCCUAAUACUCUGCGAGGGCGAGGAGAACAUUGUCAAUCUGAAUGCGGUGCACGAGACCCGUUCGGACACAGCCCUGCUGCUGGAACUGGCCACUGGUGGCGAGCUGCAGACCAUACUGGACAACGAGGAGUGCCUGACAGAGGCCCAGGCCCGCCACUGCAUGCGAGAGGUGCUGAAGGCUCUCAAGUUUCUCCACGACCGAUUCAUUGCCCACCUGGACCUCAAGCCACAGAACAUUUUGCUCGCCGGCGAGCGUAUAGAAGAUGGCCUCAAGCUCUGUGACUUUGGGAUCUCGCGCGUUGUGUGCGAGGGCAUCAAUGUCCGCGAGAUGGCCGGCACACCCGACUACGUGGCCCCCGAGGUGCUCCAGUACGAGCCACUCUCCCUGCUGACGGACAUCUGGUCCGUGGGCGUUCUCACCUAUGUCUUGCUCUCCGGCUUCUCGCCCUUUGGCGGGAACACCAAGCAGGAGACCUUCCUCAAUAUCUGA